Clupea harengus (Atlantic herring) is the source of this 1004-nucleotide messenger RNA. RefSeq names its product peroxiredoxin-6-like. Gene Ontology annotation, molecular function: peroxiredoxin activity. Gene Ontology annotation, cellular component: cytosol; mitochondrion. The record is from RefSeq and is a predicted model, not a curated record. Lineage: Eukaryota; Metazoa; Chordata; Actinopteri; Clupeiformes; Clupeidae. Gene Ontology annotation, biological process: cell redox homeostasis; cellular oxidant detoxification.
CAUCACCUGCACGGACGCAACCGGAUGCAACCCUCAACAAGCCAUUUGAAGUUGUCAAAGCCAACAGAAGCACAGAGGCUCCUAUCAAGCUGUCGCGAUGCCUGUCUUAUUACUAGGGGACAUAUUUCCUAAUUUCGAGGCCGAAACUACAAUUGGUACAAUAAAUUUACACGAUUUUUUGGGAGAUCGAUGGGGCAUCCUCUUCUCGCACCCUGCAGACUACACUCGUUGUACUACAGAGCUAGGUCGUGCUGCACAACUGAGUGAAGAGUUCAAAAAGCGGGCCGUCAAAAUGAUAGCUUUGUCUGUCAACGGCGUUGAGGACCAUCAUGGGUGGAUAAAGGACAUCAUAGCUUACAAUAAUGAAGACCCUGGGUACACAUUACCUUACCCCAUCAUAGCGGACCCCAAGCGGGACCUCGCCUUGGCCCUAGGUAUGCUGGAUCCAGAUACCAGAGGCAAAGACGGCAUGCCCCUCACUGCCCGAUGUGUGUUUAUCAUUGGUCCUGAUAAGAGGCUGAAGCUUUCGAUCCUGUAUCCAGCCACAACUGGUCGGAAUUUCGACGAGAUCCUUCGGGUCAUUGAUUCCCUACAGCUGACAGCUAAGAAACGGGUGACCACGCCAGUGAACUGGAAGCCUGGUGAAGCUGUCAUAGUUCACCCCAACGUCACUGAGGAGGAGGCCAAAGCUCUCUUCCCGGAUGGUGUGUGCACAAAACAACUCCCAUCGGGGAAAAACUAUAUGCGCUACACACCGCAGACUUGACAAAACACCUGGGAAAGCAUACCUGACCUCAAGACCCAGGAACAAUAUUACACACUGUGACGCAGCGUUCCAGAUGUUGAGUGGAGAUAUGAGAGCAGACUCUACAUGUUAAAAUAGCUGAAAUUAUGAAGCCUUUCAGCUAAAGUCUAGCUACUGAUCCUGAGAUGGAGAAACAGCUUUUAACACUUUGUGCCUUUCCAAGUAAUGUGGUCUUCAAAUAAACAGUGAUUAAAUGCAA